Molecule: messenger RNA, 2063 nt
Organism: Pelodiscus sinensis (Chinese soft-shelled turtle)
Lineage: Eukaryota; Metazoa; Chordata; Testudines; Trionychidae
Source: RefSeq, a predicted model, not a curated record
CUUGGGUCUAAUGGCCAGGGAUGGACUGUCAGGUGCCCCAGCUCUCAUGCCCUGGGCUCACUCAUGCCUCCACCUAGUUCUCUGGGGUUUUGUGAAGCUAUUUGUGGAUUGUUGUUUUACUCAGAAAUGUUUCCUUUCCCCAGCACCGCUGUCUAACCCUGAGCUCAAGUCUCUCCAACCAAGCUUAGAGAUAGAAAUUGGCCAGAACGUGACACUGUCCUGUCUGUGCACCAAUGGCGCUCUUCCAAUCAACUAUACGUUUUUUAGAAAUCAGAGUCUGUUGUCUAUUAUAACCAUGAAGGAUAGGAACCCAGCUCUGCAUAACCUCACUAUCAAUUCUGCCAGCGACUUGGGGGAAUAUAAAUGCAAAGCUGAAAACAGAAAUGUCAACAGCUCAAAAUACAGCACGGGUCUCACCUUUACUUUCCUAGAUCCUGUAUCCAAACCAGUGUUGAGCGCGACUACUUCCUAUGUGAAGAUGGGCCAGAACGUGACCCUGUUUUGUCACUCAGAAAAUGGUUCUUUUCCCAUUGAUUACAUGUUUUUUCAAGGAAAUAGGAGUAUAUCACGCAGAAUACCUGUGUCAGAAAAGGCAAAAGCUGUGUUAAAUAUAACGAUCAAUUCUCCCAGUGACUUGGGCAACUAUAAAUGCAAAGCUAAAAAUAAAAUCUCUAAUCAUAUAAAAUAUAGCAGCAGUCUCAACUUUACGCUGGCAGAAGAGAAUGACCCUUCCUAUCUCCUCUGCAUUUUUCUUGGGCUGCUGUUUCUGCUGGUGGUGAUAGCGAUUGCCCUACUGAUUCCAUUUUGGAUCCUGCCUUGGUGUAAAGCAAGAAAACUGAAGUCAGCAGGCUCCUCAAGAAGUUUUGUUUCAACAGAAAAGGCAACAGGGUCUGAAAACUAUGUGACAUAUACUGAGAUUGAGUAUGCUAAAUCUGAAGAAAUGGAGUAUGCUAAUGUAUUGAUUACUGGAAAGGAAGACAACAGGAAAGUGAACAUAAGGGCAGAUACUACUAUUGUCUACUCUGAAAUCAUCAGGAGAGAUGAAAUGCAAGCUGAACCACGCCAUUCUCCAGAGUAGCAUCACUGAUCAAGACUGUGAAGAGGACACUCAUCUCAUCAUACCUGCCAAAGAAGGAACACUCAUUAUUGCUGUAACAGUAUUGGUGUCUUGGUGUGCAACAGACUUAAAUUGGGGUUAUAUCCCAGAGCACUGUAUAUAUGUUCAAGUUUUUCUAUUUUGUUCUGUGUCCAAUAUGAAGAAGCCUGUUUUCUUACUUUCAGCUGCUUAAACCUUCUCUAGUUAACUGUGGUAAGUUAUUAGAUUCCUUUGCAACAAAAGGAGAAUUUAAUUUAAUAAUCUACAACAGGGACAUUUUUCAUAGUGGAGAAAUAAUAACAUUUUUCUCCUCUUUACUAGCUUACACAACCAUGCUUCAAAGAGCAAUGUACAUGUAUGUGACUUAUUAAAUUUGCUAUGUUAAAACAGUAUGAGUUAUUGCUUGUUGAAAAACCUCAAUUAAUGUUAAGAGAAAAGCACAAUCUAAAUUCUUUUCACUCCUUAAAUCUAUUUAUGUCUUGUAGACUAAUAUAGACCAGUUUCAGCCAUCUUAGCUGGCAUGAGCAAUUCUUAUACAGCAGGACUGCUUGAACAAACAAUUACUACUAAAGCUGGUAGUGACAGCAGGGCUGGAUUCUAUAUAACAAUUGUUUCAAAUCAAAUGGCUUAAGAAUGAACUGCAGAAAUCAGUCCUGACACAAAACUGGAUGCAAGCUGAUUCAGUGGAUGUGUAAUUUACUUUAGGGAACCACAAUUUUCAGUCAGAAUUUCCCAAAUGGUUUAUUAUUAGCAACUAAAGAGAAAAAAAAGUUGAAGUAUGGAAAUUAAGAGUACUGAAAUCCCUCGUUAUUUGAAGUGAAUACGCAUUAGAGAUAAAGUCUCAAUCUGUGUUUUAAUACAUAUCUUCAGUUAUUUGAUUACUGUACUUGAUGAUUUCAUAAUGAAAUCACAUUGAUUUUUGCUACCUUUAAGGAAAGUCAAAUUUCUACCUGACAUUUUAUUUCUC